Messenger RNA from Oppia nitens, 1233 nucleotides. RefSeq lists its product as uncharacterized. Lineage: Eukaryota; Metazoa; Arthropoda; Arachnida; Sarcoptiformes; Oppiidae. Gene Ontology annotation, biological process: regulation of transcription by RNA polymerase II. The record is from RefSeq and is a predicted model, not a curated record. The coding region runs from base 1 to 1233 and encodes 410 amino acids. Gene Ontology annotation, cellular component: nucleus. The transcript has a single exon. Gene Ontology annotation, molecular function: RNA polymerase II transcription regulatory region sequence-specific DNA binding; DNA-binding transcription factor activity, RNA polymerase II-specific.
AUGUCUGCCAUGACUGCGAUGGACCUCAAAGACUAUUAUGAAAGAGUUAUUGUCAACAACAAGAAAUGGUUUAUUUGUAAGACAUGCGAUGAGACGGAACUGCUUGAAGAAGCUAUGAUUACACACAUACGACAACAUUUGUUGCAUCCAUCCGAUGAUGAGAGCGAUGAAGAAUUAAUGUACGAACAAGAGAUUACAAGUAAUAACACAAGACAUCAAAUGAAUGACAACAGAAUACAAGAUAACUGGUUUGCGAGCGAAGAAUUGGAUGAAAGCGCAGAAGAGUCGAAUUCAACGGCAACUAACAGUUAUGCCAAUCAAAUGCGUGAUUCAAGUGAUAUGACAUCUGAAAAGGUAUUUAAAGUACAGAAAAUUGGUGACAGAAAUGUGUUUCGCGACCAAAAAGAAAGUCAUAGAUUGGAUAAGAAUUAUGUGGGAAUGCAGUCAUUGAAGAGAUUGAAGGGAUUUUACAAAAUGGAAGUAAUUGACAAUCAAAAGACAUAUUUCUGCGAAUAUAACAAGUCGUGUGGUUUUCGUGCAAAGCGGACACAGACUUUGGCACUACAUAUAAACUGCACGCAUAUAAAGGAACGCCUAUUUCGCUGCCGAAUCCGUGGCUGCGAUAAAGUCUACUUCAAUCCUAAUGCCCUCCGAAAACAUGAACUCAAUCAUAGAUGUGGUUUUGGUAUCGCAAAUGGCAAACAAAUGACCGGAAUUUGUGGCAAUCAAAGCAUUAAUCGUUUUCGUAAACGUAUUAUUGAAAAUGAUUGUCGACUUUAUAAAUGUAUUUUUAUGGACUGUCCAUUCAAAACACGAAAUCACAUGUCUAUCAAAGUACACAUUCAUGACCAACACCUCUGUCCGUUCCGAGUGAUGAUCACUGAAUGCACAACCGAUGCAGAUAUGCCUCACGAUAGCGAUCAACAAAUCUAUGCAGAAUCUGGUCAAACAACUGAUGAUCUUGCAGAUGAUGAUAGCAAUGAUGAACACAUGGAUGAAAUGAUGGAUCACCAAACAAACAGUGGAUCGCAUCAACAUAAUGAUAACACCAGUGAUUUUAGUUACACCGAUACUACUUAUGAUAAUUGUCUUAAGGAGUUGUCAUUCAUUCAAAAAAUAAGACCGUAUUUUAAAGCAAACGGCAAACAAUAUGUUUGUCUUAAAUGCGAAUUUAAUGCGAAAUCUCUUUCAGCAAUUGAAACUCAUUUACGGCUAAAACACUUCAUUCAAUAG